AGUGAUGCUGCUGAACAGAUGCAUCGACGCCGAAAAGAAGAACAAGUAAACGAACAUUUAAUAACGGCAAAUCGACGACGAGAUUUACUCGUGUCGGCGCGGCUUAUGGAAAAACUGACAACUCUGCUGACAAAUCCUGGCGGCGCAUGGGCUGAUCCUAGCAAACACUAUGACAUUUUCUGGAAACUGGAUGUAUGGGAGGAUGAUUCGAGACGUCGUAAACGUUUCGUGCAAAAUCCUUACGGUUGCCAUCACUCAGCAGCUCGCCUCAAAUCAGCUAUGGAAAGCAAAUCUUCUGCCAUCGAGGUACUUCUUUAUCUUUUAGGCCAUCCCAGCAUCUUGCUGAGAUUGUGGAUGAGAAUCCCCGGUGGUACUGUGACUCGUUUCGAGUCCGAUGCAUUUUUCAUAGAAGUUAUAGGGCAAUUUUUUUGCAAAAGUGUCAUGAGAUACUCGUUUUUCGUGCGCUUUCGCAGUAAUAAUCAUUGUGAAAUGGUGCAUAUUCUAAUUCCUUCUCCUUCCAUCCGUAACUUUUUUCGUUGCAAAAAAAGAACUCUCCUGAGCUUGGGAAACUUGUCUGGUCAUGGCUACACUUUUUUUUGUUGAAA
Messenger RNA from Gongylonema pulchrum, 605 nucleotides. NCBI's taxonomy places the organism in Eukaryota, Metazoa, Nematoda, Chromadorea, Rhabditida, Gongylonematidae. The record is from the annotation of a GenBank genome assembly.